This is a messenger RNA of Meloidogyne enterolobii, 914 nucleotides long. NCBI's taxonomy places the organism in Eukaryota, Metazoa, Nematoda, Chromadorea, Rhabditida, Meloidogynidae. The record is from the annotation of a GenBank genome assembly.
UAUCUUAAGAUUGGCUCGACUGCUACACCAAAUUAAAAUUGAAUUUUUUCCGUUUUCUUUGAUUUUUUGCGACCCAUAACAAAUUUCCUUAUUAUCAACAGAUAUUCUAUUUUUAGACUGGGCCGUUAUUCGAUUAAAAAAAUUUUUUUGAAUGCCUCUCUUCUUUCCCAUUAUCCUCGCAUUUUUCUUUCUCCUUCCCGGACAUUCAUUCCAAUAAAAAUUAAUUUCCAAAAUUUAUUCAUUAACGAAAUUUUUCAAAGUUUGCCGUAUUGUCUGCUACUCUAGUUAUUAUGUGUUAUAUUAUGGCCUGGAUAUUUGGAGGAAUUGAUUUGCAAAUUAAUGCAGUUUUCUUUGAACAUUCCUCUCUAGGGGAAGAAGGUAUUAGAACUGCCAGUCAAAGAACUCCAAUUGAGGCUAAUUUUACCAUUACACAUAUGCAAAUGAUUUUGGCUGCUAUUCUCUUUUUGUUGGCUGUUGUAUUUUUAAUUGAGUUGUUCUUUUUUCAUAUUAUGUUGCGUGUUUUUCGUUAUAUUAGAGAUCAAAAUGGAAAUAAAUUGGAGAGCAAUAAUAAUUCUUUUGUGAAAGUUGAAAAUGGAAUUAUUGUUGGAGGGAAUGUUCAAAAUGACAACAAUCUAAGAUCUCCUCCACAUAAUCAACAUCAACAACAAUCUCCACCUUCACUUAAAACAUGUGCAAAUAUUUCUUCUCCCCAAUUACCAAAUACAAGUACAACAUCCACAACAGCCACAUUUAGUAUAAAUUCUUCUCCGCCUCCUCCUCUUGUAUUGACUGAAACGAAUAGAAUUCUACAGCCAACAAUUCAGAUACCCGGAAAUCAACGGCAUCCAUACAAUUCUCAUAGUAGUCCAGCAGUCUACUACGAAGUUCAACCGAGGAAGGAAUUGCAUGUUUAG